CUAGCCGCGUGUCUGUCGUGAAGUUGAGUGGCUCAAUUCUUGUUUAUAUAUUAUUGAAGCAUUGCUCAAGUAGAGAAUAAAAAGGAAUUUUUGGAAUUAAUGAUCGAAGAAUCGGUAAACUUGUCAAGAUGUACGGUGAAAUUGUAGCAGGCAUUGACUUUGGGUCCAAGAACGCGCGGUCUUGCGUCGUUGUGAGAGGCGAGACUAAGGUGGUCGCAGCAGGCAGCGGGGCGCGGCACACACCUCUUGUUGUUGUCUUCACGGAGGAAGACGAGCCACUGGUCGGGGAAGCUGCUUUAGUAGCUCAUGAUGCCGACCCUCAGCUGGAGCUGGUCGAGGUGAUGCGCCUUCUCGAUGACACCUACGGUUUGCCAUGGAAAACAAAAGACUCGCAAGGCAGCAUUCUUAUCGAAGUCGAGGCGGGUGAAAACAAGAGACGUCACUCAAGAACAUGGGUACAACUCAUGACUCUCGUUCUCCUGAAAAUCAAGGAAGACAUGGAAGCGUCUGCUGGGUCAGAAGUAAAGAAAGUUGUUCUCUCGGUUGCAAGUUCUGUGCUGGAUGUGCAUAAAGCUCAGUUGGCGCAAAGCAGCAACGCAGCUGGGUUGUCUGUUCUGGGCAUCAUCGACAGGGCCGUGGCCGUGGGCUAUGGCUAUAAUUUGCAGAAGAAAACGUCGAAGAAACAAUCUGUUUUCGUAUUCCGGUACGGAUCGCAAUACUUAGAAGUGUCAAUUAUCUCUUUUAAAGAUGGAGUGUUCAGUGUACUUUCGUCGGAAAUGUACCCAAUUCCUUCAAUGGACGAUAUCAUGACAAAGCAUUUCCUCUCCGAGAUCAGCCGUCAACAUGGAUUAAACAUGUCCACCAAUAAACUUGCCAUGCAUAAGCUUCUGCAAGCUUGCCGAGAGCUGAAACACAGCCUGUCCUUUUCUGAGCACGAGGAACUCGUGGUUCCGUCCACGACGGCUUCUGCUGAUUUCAAGUUCUCAUUGAGUCGAACGCGGCUGGAUGAGCUCAACAAGACGCUCUAUGCCAAGAUACCCUCGAGCGUUCAGAAUGCCCUGGAGUCAGCUGACAUGAAGGCAGCUGACAUUGAUGAGGUCAUUCUGUGUGGUGGCUCCUGCCGGGUGCCCAAGGUCGAGGUGCUAGUGCGUGAUUGCUUCAAGGACACCCCCAUCAGAAGUGACGUCGAUGUCGCCCUGGUGGGGGCCAUGGGGGCGGCCAGGUACGCCACACUGGCAGCGCUCAGAGCGCUGUCGGAGAGCCGCGACCUCACGCCCCUGCAGCUGCUAGUGAAGGAGGCGGUGCUCGCCAGGAGCGUCGCUCCCCACCAGCCUGCCGAGACCCGUAACGUCGUCCCUAAGACACGUGACAACCGAAAAAUGGUUGUGGAAGCCCAGACGGAACCUGCGAUUGGGAUUGAUCUCGGCACGACCAACUCGUGCGUGGCUGUUGUGCGCAACGGCAAAGUGGAGGUGAUUGCCAACGACAUCGGCAGUCGCAUCACUCCAUCCUAUGUCGCCUUCACUGACGAAGAUUGUCUCGUCGGUGCUGCAGCCAAGGCACAAGCCGUCAACAAUUCCAGAAACACUGUUUUUGAUGUUAAGCGUCUAAUUGGGCGAAAAUUCCUUGAUGUUGACACCCCUGAAAAUACCAGAAUGUGGCCGUUCAAAGUUGUGGAUGAGGGUGGAGUUCCUAAGGUGCAAGUUCUUCACAAGAAAACAAUAAAAACCUUGUCAUCGGAGGAGCUGUCUGCGAUGAUAUUGCGUAAAAUGAAGUCAGUUGCAGAAACUUUCGUCGGCAGUGUUGUAAGAAACGCUGUGAUCACUGUACCCGCCUAUUUCAAGGACUCGCAGAGGCAAGCCACUCUUGACGCUGGAAAAAUUGCAGGUCUAAAUGUUCUGGCCAUCAUCAACGAACCCACCGCUGCUGCUCUUGCUUUUGGUGUCGAAAAAGCAGCCAAAGAGCGACGCCAUGUACUCAUUUUCGAUUUAGGUGGAGGCACUUUUGACGUUGCCGUGGUGGCAAUCGAAGACAAAAAUUUCGAAGUUCUGGCAGUGAACGGCAACAAUUCUCUUGGCGGGCGAGAUUUUGAUGACAGACUCGUUCAGCACUUCAUCGGAGAGUUCAAGAAAAAGCACGGAGCAGAUCUAGCUUCUGAUGAUAAAGCUAAAACCAAGUUGAGAUUAGCUUGUGAAAAAGUGAAAAUUGAUCUCUCAGUGAGUGUGAAGAGUCGCCUCCAAAUUGUUGCUCUUCAUAACGGGAUUGACUUCAUCUCGAACAUCAGUCGCGUCCGCUUCGAACUUCUGUGUUCAGACUUGUUCCUGCAAACACUCGUCCCCGUGAAGCGUGUGCUCUUAGACGCCGGUCUCGACGCUAGUGCCGUCGACGAAGUCGUGCUUGUAGGAGGCUCAACUCGGAUCCCCAAGAUCCAAGAAUUGCUACAAAAACACUUCCAAGGUAAAAAACUGAACAAGUCCAUCGACCCGGACCAUGCAGUAGCAUAUGGCGCUGCGUUACAAGCUGAUGUGCUAGCCAGGGACUCUCGAGAUCGAGCCAUAAAUCUAGUGGAUGUUUGUCCCAUGACCAUCGGUGUUGCGGAGUUCGGAAUUUUCAUGAGUCCUCUAAUUUAUCGGAAUACAAGGAUCCCCACUAAAAAGACAAGCUACUACUCAACUGCUAAUGAUUUCCAGCAAGCCUUAACCAUUGCCAUCUAUGAAGGUGAUAAUAAACUUUGUAUAGAGAACAACCUUCUUGGACAGUUCAAGCUUUGCGGCAUUGAAAAUGCCGAACAAGGAAGACCGAACAUUGAACUGACAUGUGCCAUUGACAAGAACGGGAUCUUGAAAGUCUCAGCCAAAGAUAAGAGCACAGGCAGCCGCCAGAGCAUUCACAUAACAAGCCUCAAAGGCCGCUUGGAAAAGAGCGAUAUUGACCGCUGCAUGGCGGAGGCUUCUUCUUAUGGCAACGAGGACAAACAGCUCAGGCUGAUCGCGCGUGCUUCACUCGAAAGAUAUUGUCUGCAGAUGAAAAAUGUUGUCGAAGACAAGCUGUGCUGCUUGCGUUCUCUGAUCGAUCAAGCCCUGCUGCGUGACAUCGACACCGCACUGACGGCUACAAUGGCUUGGCUGGAUGACAACGAGGGAUUGGUUGCUUCCGAAUUCGAUUUGAAGCGGGCCGAACUGGAAAAGCGAUGCGCCGGUCUACUUUAAUCCUCAUAUUUUGCGCCAAAGAGGAGAAUUCAUUUUUUUUCAUGCAUUUUGGCCAUAUGGCGCUUGAGCGUUAAGUUUUCCUAGUAUUUGUUGAUUAUAUUCAUGACUUGUACUACAAGACUAUUAUUUCUGCACUGCUGAUUAUUCAGCGAUCGUUUUCGGAUCAUAUGGUCAGUAAAUGGAACUUAAUUCUUCUCACUCGAACAAAACAUAAUGUUAACUUUUGCGUCUUUAUUUUCGUUUUUAGAUUUAGUACGCACGGUUUUGAUCAAUGAUUAAAUUUUAUUUCAACAGUCUACUUCGGUUCUUGUAAUGAAUUCCCGUGAUUGUUCAAGAUAAAAUGUCAAGUUUCGCUGUUUAAUGUUAACAUUAUUCGUGUACACCUGCUUAUUUUCGCAAGCCUGGAUGCAGGCAAGUUCAGUUUUUGUAAACUGUAAUCUCACCUACUACUUGAACUUCUUUCUUCUAAUCAUGGACAUAUGCUCGCAGUAUUGAACCGUUUCCUAUCAUUUCUUCCGCUACAUUAGUUGGUUGAGUACUCCAUGCAUGGUCGGUGUGACACAGGUUUGCGCGAGUCAUUGGAUGCAUGCCUGCUCUCCGACUGUGGGCCAGUCCUCCUACGUGUCCUUCAUUCCGCUUAUUUCGUCGGCCCGAGGAAGUGCAUGAUUUUUUUAGGAGCAUUUCAUAUUGUUUCUCAGCCUCGGUUCGUGUUUGGCCGUUUUCUUAUUAACAGCUUCUGCGUGAUCUGUAUCAUAAGAGUGGAAUUCAUAAUUGCUUGUGUUCAAAGCGUUCGGAAGAAUUUUAAAUUUUCACUCAAGUAUGUGAAAAUAUACAGAAGUGUCACAAAGUUUUUUUCUCGUCUUUUAUGGAGGGAGUUUGGUGUGAAGAAAUUUUUUUAUUUUCUUAAGGGUGAAUACGCAGUGCGAAAAUUGCGUAGAUCGCUCCUGGUCUACGUGAGCCACCUCAGAAUCUUGCGACAUGGAAAUGUAUUGCAAGUCACGCAAUAUUAAAUCUACUUCCGCUGCGUGAAUUAUAUAUGCUGCUUCCCGAUUUAAAUUUAACGAUAAGUUAAUUAUUAAACUUUUAUAACUAGGAACUAUAACAACACCAAUUUUAACAGUAUAUCCAUAUCAUAUGGCGAUUCUGUCCGGUCUCCGAUGUACAUCAAGCGUCUGCUAUGCGAAACUGAAUCGUGUUAGAUCAUAGUUACGUGGAUUAGGGAAAUCACCGAUUUAUCUAAUUGCCGUUAGUCCAAUGUUCCGAAUCGUUUUCUCCAGUAACCGUUAGUCACAGAAAGAAAU
Hyalella azteca is the source of this 4510-nucleotide messenger RNA. Its product is annotated as heat shock 70 kDa protein 1-like. NCBI's taxonomy places the organism in Eukaryota, Metazoa, Arthropoda, Malacostraca, Amphipoda, Hyalellidae. The record is from RefSeq and is a predicted model, not a curated record. The transcript is spliced from 3 exons. Gene Ontology annotation, cellular component: cytoplasm. Bases 129 to 3209 code for a protein of 1026 amino acids. Gene Ontology annotation, molecular function: ATP hydrolysis activity; ATP-dependent protein folding chaperone; heat shock protein binding. Gene Ontology annotation, biological process: protein refolding; cellular response to unfolded protein.